UUCUAAGGGAAAAAUCUGUUAAUAUGCGAGGACGCAAAAUAUUAACUACCAUACCUGAAAGCACAGUUUUAAGCUUCAAAUGCAUAGCUGAACUAAUAAAAUUCAUAUUUAGCGAUGAUCUAAGUCAUGCGACAGCACUUUUAAGGACAGAUACAGAAUUUAUGAAAUAUAUAAUUGCCGUGGCAUAUAAUACAAUAUCUCAAUGUUCAUCUUUUGACCCAGAUGAUCAUUCAAAAUUUGAGUAUUGUACAUACUUGGCUCGCGUUUUUAUGAGAAAAUUUAUUAAAGACGAUAAAUAUUCAAAUACAUUUCAAAGUGAUGAUUCAAGAAAAGAUAAGGAAAAGUCAAGUCUUUCCAUUGCCUUAGAAAGUUUUAUGCUCUUAAUCCAAAUUGUGACAACAAGCUGGCCAGAUAAAUUAAAAGACUUCUUAGAUUUAUCUUAUCAAUCUGAGGAAUUAAGUGAAAAACAUCCCGAUGAUUUGGAUGGUUGGCUGAAUUUGUACAUUCAAGAAUUUGAGCACCUUAUAAUUUCGUCGUUAAGUGAACGUACACCACAAAUUAAUGAGGCAUCAUGGUUAUGUAGAACGAUAUCACUAUUGUCAACAUAUUAUGUGAAUAAGACAAAUGAUACCGAUUCUGAGUCCCAAGGACACAUUGAACAAUUGAUCGAAUGGCUUAGAAAACUCUGUAAAGAAUGCGCAGUUGAGGAUACUGGACUCUCUAAAAUUAUCGUUAACCUUUUACUUAAAUUAGAACGGGAUAUGGCGGAUUUUGAUACUGUUGUGGAAAUGGCGCAUGAUAUGUUUGUUGUUUUAGGUCCUAUUACUGGUCGACCCGAACAAACCGAAAUACAAUCGCAUAAAUACAUGAUCGUAAACGCUCGGACAAGUGCCACAGUUUGUAGCAUUUUGUUAGAGUUUUUAAAUGCAAUAUAUGAUGAAAUGGAAUGGUAUUUAACUAAGUUAAGAGCACUAUGUGGCACCAGUAAUAGCGAUUCCGAUGAAACGCCCGAAUUAGAUGAAGUAGAGCAAGAAAUUUGUUCAAGAUUGAUAAAACUUAUGAAUUCUUUAUUACACCUCGAGAAAACAUCGCUUCAAUCUACCACUUCGGAAAAUUUGCUCAAAUGUUUACAAAGAGCUUAUAAAGUCCUGGUGGCAUUAACUCGAUAUAAAAUUGCUGAAGCAGGCGAAAUUCAAGAUCAAUUUAUUGAUGUAAUUAAAUUAGCUGGAGGCGAUUUGACGAAUAAUUUAUAUAACUUUCUUACAGCAUUCGGUCAAGCUAGAAUAACUAAGGAAUCUAAGAUAAUACCAGCAUUGAUAUUUAUUUUGGAGCAAUUUGAGCGUUAUACUAUGCAAUUGUCAAAGAAAUCUAAGACCGAUUUAAUGCAUUACAUCACAACGACCACAUCGCGAGAUUUCAAAAUAAAAAUUGAAGAAUUGGACAAUGAUGUUGAUAAUCAACCCAAGAGAGUAACAAAAAGGUCCACUACUUCGAAUGAGCAUGAUGAUGACGAUCCUGAAGAAGGUGGAUCAGAAGAUCACCGAAGGAAACGUCAUUGCUCAGAUUCGCCAAUGGAAAUUGACUGA
Scutellospora calospora is the source of this 1586-nucleotide messenger RNA. NCBI's taxonomy places the organism in Eukaryota, Fungi, Glomeromycota, Glomeromycetes, Diversisporales, Gigasporaceae. The record is from the annotation of a GenBank genome assembly.